GGCGAGCCCCGAGCCAGAUGCAGAUAGCCAGAUUAGAGACGAAGGCUGCCCUGACGAAGGCAAAGGGAGACCAAGUGGCUCGAGGCGAAUACGGGCAGGCACGUGGCCAAACAAAGUGCAUCCCCCGCGUGUGUCAGAGUUCAGCAGACCGUGCCAGACCUUACCCGAUGUGGAGGGAAUGUUAGAAGGCGGCCCCUCUUUUAGCAGCUUUGGUGUAGACAUCCACCGGGACCAAGAUACACCUCGAGAAAUGCAAGAAAAGCUUUGUCUCGACUCCUCUGCCUCACAGUCUGACAAUUUAGAGGUUAGGCCACCAGUGCAACCUUUGUGUGUGCCAAAGAAAUCCUAUUCACAAGACUUUAGGAGUGUUAAAACCCCGCUAGAGACCCUUGAAGACAGAAUCCUACUCUUUGAGGGUGAAGAGCUGAAAGCAAAGUGGAAGAUGAAAGACGUGAUGGGUGAGUGUGUCCAGGAGCCCGAUCGCCACUUCUCAGUCGGAGAGAAAGCUACGGGACUGGCUGGGGAAGUGGGAAGAAGUCCAGGCACGUUGCAAGCCAGGGAAGAAGAAAGCUUUUACCGCAGGAACAAUGCAAUGACUCUUUUCGAUGCCGGUCCUGCAGGUGACUGGAGUUUGCAGGAGACAGUUGGGGUUCCGUGUGCUCAAGAAGAGCUGAGCUCCUGCAGCCAGCUAUCCGAGAGUAGAAGUGAAAGGAAGGUUCGACAUGGGGCUUUGGGUGAAGCCAUCAGUCUGUGCAAGAGCAAGGAGGCCAUCAGCAGACCUGAGAGAAAGGGUUUAAGGCCGAUGGAGCUGAUGGAAGUAGGAGCAGUUAUAGAAGUAGCCAGUGGCAGUGGUACGCUGGAGAGCCACUCCACAGUCCCUCAAGAGAUCAGAGAUGUACUGCUCUGCCUCCAAGGGGUAGAUGCAGAGAGAGGAACCGAUCUGGAUCUUUGUUCUGCAGUGGAUCCUACAUCAAAAUGUGGUUUUUCCUCUGCUAACGACGGCCGGACAAAUGGCGAAGGAAGUGGUUUGAUAUCAAAGUACAAUAGCAGCGAUUCAGCCAGUUCAGAUAACGACAGUGCACCCCAGGCGCUGGGAGCGAGCCGGCACUCCCCUGCACAGCACCAGCUUGGGAGUCGGAAGGAUGUGUGCUCCAUCGCAGGAGAGCCUCUACUGCCUCGUCCCCCUGUAGGGUCACCCCUGGCUCAGACCCUCACUCCUGCCCAGGAGGCGGAGAGGAAGAGCAGCUCCGAGGGUGUGAAAUUGUGCCUGGGGCCGCAGGAAUGUGAGAAAGGGCCCAGCCCAGAACCUGAAGACGUUAGCGGUGUGAACCGCGCUGCCCAGGAGUCUAACGGUGCUAGAGCGCAAGGAGAAGUAAAGGGAGGAACCGGACGGGCAGAGCAAGCUGCGGGAGCGCAGGCAGAGAGAGGCGCAGCAGACUCGGAGGGUGAGUGCCCGGGGAGCAGCAGUCGCUGUCGGCACGUGAACGUGGAGACGACCCAAAGCAGAGAAACCGCGGGGAGGUACAGCAGAGCAGAGGCUGGCGAAGGAGCCGGCGGGAAUGAGUCCUCAGGCACCCUGCUAGCACCCGUCCAGGCGCCCCUGGGGAUCCUCGCCCCGCUACGUGGCCUUGCGGCGGCUCCGGCCGGCGUCCAUCGCGGAUCGCUGAACUCGGACGUGGGGAGCUCGGUGGACUCCAGCCUCGUGGCCCAAGGAGGAACGCAGCCUGCAGAGCCCUGUAAGCCCACCAGCCAGACCACCAAGUUGCUGGGCUUGGUCUGCGAAGAGAAGAGUCCCUUGGACGCAGCGGCUCCAGAUAAAGGGAGAAACGGAGAGGAAGAAAGCGAGAAUGAGAGCCUCCGUGGGACGGCGAGACUGUUCAAGAACCUGCACAUGGACGUCAGCGCCCUGGGAGGCAGCUUUGACUCCGAGGAGAACAGCAAAGCAGAGGAGCACCGUGGCAGCCGGGCAGCUGAUGCCGCUGAAGCUGCUCUCCAGCACCGAAGGAGCCCUGCAGAGGAAGCUGGCAGCCUGAGCGAGAAGGAGUCUUUAAAGUCAAGACACGCCGAAGAAGGGCGAGAGUCUUCCUUGGAUUCUGACGCCGCGUGCCCCCCGACUCCGGUUCAAGUCCUUCCUGGAGAUGCUGACAGUAGCCUGUCUGGCCAGCACAAGGAGGACUCCGAUGGGAAACUCGCUGGGGAUGAGCCACCGGGCCGGAAGGAUACGGAAGGGGAAGGUGACAUCUCCGCAGCUGAUGAGCUGCCACAGUCUCAGGGGGAAAGGAGCGCAGCGGGGACAGAUGUGCCCAGCGGUCCCGGGCAGCCUCGAGUUCCGUCUCCGGCUGCUGGAGCUGCCGAGGCGGAUCAGCUGGCAAGCCCGGCUGCCGCUGCCGACACCAGGUCUGUUGAUGAAAAGAGAGCGAACGAAAGGAGGGAAGAAGCAGCAGCUGAUCUGCAAACAGACAGCAGGCUGGAUGCUGGCAAACUUUCAAAGGCAUCCGAGACCAGCGACUGUGGGGAGGAUUUGCAAGUUUCCAACCGCUCGGACCAUGAGCUGAUUCGGCCUACGGACUUGGCUUUCCAGAGUCGGCUCUCUGAGCAGGUCCUGGACGUGGGGCUUCUCUCUCCUGUUUUGGACAGCCCCACGGGCAAGGCCCAGGAGCUGGGAGAAGAGGAAAAAGACCAAAGCAAAGCCAGUGUAGAGGAAGAGCAAAGCAAAAGACCAAAAGCUGCCGAGAGUGAGAGGGAUCAAAGUGCUUGGGAAACAUCCGAAGAGAAGUGUUUUGCUUUAGAAAAUCCACAUCAGGAGGAGGCCGUGGCCCAGGAGCCGGAGGAGGGAUCGCUGGAUAGCCUAAUCAAUCCGGAGGAGCUUGCUGCCCCGCGGAAAGCGCAACCUGAGAAGGAAAUCAAACACGAGCAGUCCUUCAGCCAGCCUAGUGAGGAAUCCCUGGAGGCCAUAGCCAAGGAGCUGGAGCUGGAGCUGGAGCAAGAGAAAAUGCAUUUAUUGCAAGCAAAGAAGGAGAAAAUUCAGCAGUUCCAGGAGGAGAUGAGGCAGCAGGAGGAGGAGGAGGCUCAGAAGCUUCAUCAGCAAAAAGAAAAAUCCCUCAGGACUCUAAAAGCAGACUUGGCAAAGGUGUCUGAGGAGGAAGAGUUGCGUGUCAGAAAGGAAGAAGCUGAGAGGCUCUCAAAGCUGCGAGCCAGAAUCACCUCGGAGACCGAGGCAGAGGAGGAGAAGAUAAGGGCAGAGCAGGAGGUCGCGCUGCAGAAACUAAGAGAAGAAUGGGAGUCCCUGCAGGUGAUGGAGAAGGAGAACCUGGAGAGGAAGCAGCGGCUUGUUGUGGAGGAAAUGAAGCUGGAAAUGGAGGAAGCUCAGCAGAAAGAGAUGAUCGGGCUGGAGCAAGAGAAGGAACGAUUCCUGAGUGAGCUCAAGGAGAGAUUAGACAGCGAAAAGAAGAAGGCAGUAGAAGAGCUAGAGACGCAGUUUGCAACCGAACUCCAGCAGGUGAAAUCUGCAGCGGAAGAGAAGCAUCGUAAGGUCAUUUCCAGCCUGCGAGCCCAGAUAGCAGAGGCGCAGAGGAGCGAGGAGGCUCGGCUGCGUGACGACUUGCAGAAAGCAGAGCAGAAAGUGCAGCAAAAAGCGUAUCAAGUAACAGCAUAUGAACACGAGCUCGGCGAGCUGAUGAGAGAGAAACGCCAGGAAGUGGAGAAAGACCAUGAGAGGAGAAUGGAGAGGAUGAAAGAGGAGCACCAAGAGGCCCUAGCACGGAUUCGGAUUCAGUACGAGGAGGAGGAGAGGAAGCAAAGAGCGGAGCUGUUCGAAGGCCUGCGAAGCGAGAUGGCGCGCCUCCGCCAGCUCCAUGAGGCGGAGGUGAAGGCGCUGCAGGCAGAGCUGGGCGAGCGCCUUGAAGCGUUGCAGCGCAGGCACCGGGAGAAGGAAAGAAAACUCCAGGACUCAGAAAACGAGCUGGACGUGCGCCUGAAGAACGUCAAGGCCAGCUCAGCGCAGCUCCUUAGCCAGGAGGAGUCUCUCAGGAGGAAAAGGCAGCAGCUCCUGGACGAAGACAGACGGACUGAGCUGGAAAGAGAUGAAGCUGCUUUAGCUUCUCAACUCCGGCUGGAGGAGAACAGGAAGGAACACGCCAGCCUCCUCGAGUCCAUCCGGCAGCUGCGCAGGUCUCUUGAAGAGCUCCAGGACCAGAAAGCUGAGCUGGAGGCCCAGGUGGACUUGUUGCAGACCCGAAGCCAGAGGCUGCAGAAACGCAUCAGCGAGCUGGAGGCAGCUGUCGGGAGCAAACAGCAGACCUUGAAAGAACUGGAGGCAGAAGAAAGCGUGGAAUCUCCGAGAAGGAAAGCUGAGCUCCACGUUGAAGACCUGAGGGGAACUGUUCAGGCUCACUCCUCCAGAGAGCCUGCUUCCCCCGCCUCUCCGAGCCAUGAGGACAGCCACUUCCAGCUUGAUCGUGUCAGGAGCUACAUCUCCGCAGAGGGGAUCUCCAUCCGGAAUGCCAAGGAGUUCCUGGUGCGCCAGACCCGCACCAUGAGGAAGAAGCACGCGGCACUGAAAGCUGCAAAGCAGCAGUGGCACCAAGAUAUACAGAAGGCACAGGAGGUGGUGCAGGAUCCCGCCAGCUCCCAGCUCCUGGAGGGAGUGCGCAAGAACCUGGAAGAGGAAGCAAAGCAGUUGGACGAGAUGAAGUCGGCCAUGCGGAAAGGGCAGGCUCUGCUGAGGAAGAAAGAAGAGAAACUCAGCCAGCUGGAGUCCUCGCUGCUGGAGGAGCUUUCAGAUGAAGACACGCUAAAGAGUGCUGCGUGCAAGAAGGUGGUGACUUUUGAUCUCAGCACCUCUGAGGACACAAACAGCACCUCCAGUGUAAUUCUGCACGCGCCUAAACUUGGUUUGAGAACCGAUUUACAGCCUGUCCCCCAGCCGCACAAGAUCGAGUACUUGAAGGAGUCCCUGCAGCAUAUCACGAAUGAACUGAAAGGGGUCCUCGGCCUCUUGGACUCGCUGAACAGUCACCAGUCUCCGCUCUUCGCCUCGACGCCCUGCGAGGGCGUCCCUCUGCCCACGUAUGCCUCCUUGGCAGGACUGCAGGCAGGGGCCUCCCUGGUGCCCCCCACCGGGGUGCCUCUGGUCAACCAGUGGGCCCGGAGCACUGGGCUGAGCUCCAGUCGCUCGUUCGCAGCCGGACAGUCAGUGGACAGCAUGCUGGCAGAGAAAUGGCACAAGUAUUUCCCAGGGGGAUUCCCGUCGCUCAGUGGAAGUUCCAAGCCUCUGGACAGCAAGCUGGGAUACGUACCUGCAGACGAGCAAAUACGGCUGUUCCAGCACGCCCAGCUCCAGAGCCGAGAGUCGGACAAGAUGAGUAUUCAGGGAAUGAUUGAGACCAACAAGAAAUGGCUAGAAGACUUCAAGAGGGAUUCAACAGCACCUCUCUUCCCAGGCACACCGAAGCCCCCUGCCAGCAGCCCCAGCCUACUUCAGCUAGGACUGGAUGAAAACAGACAAAUUAAAGUGUACCAUUACUGAAAGGUGGGACCUGGCUCAGGAGAGACGGUGGCGGGGCCCCUCGCGAUGUUUCGGCGAUGCCCAGCCACCUCUGCUGCGUCUCUGUGCUGCGCCCUUGAAAUGAGGUCUCGUCACAAGAGCGUGGUGGCAGGAGGAAGAGAACUUCCCAGGUGGAUUCUCCUAAUCCUGUAAUACGUCCAAAUAUACUUUAUAGACUGUUUAAUCCAGCAGUGAAAUAUCAGGGCUUCAGUAAAUCAACAGUUCUCAUUAGUAUUCUAGCGACGGCGAGGCAGAGCUGUGAAUCACGGAGGCCUUGGAGUAACUGGUCAAGGGGGAGGCUGUGAAUCCAGCUGGGACUCUGCGGGAGGAAACGUGUCGGGAGAUGAGCCGCGGUGAUGCCCAGCAAACGCUUAAUUUGCAGGUGGGCCAAGUCAUCUGGCCUGGGGCACGCGGGCGAGCAGGGGAGAACGGGCAGCGAGGUGCUGUAGAAUUGGGGAAUGGCAGAUUCUGACGCUCGGGGGACCUUCCCCUCUUCUUGGGGAGGAGGCGAUAGGAACUAAAGCAGGAGUGGCUUUCCGUGGCGGAUUCCGGGGAAGCGCUCCCCGCGUCCUCCUUCCUGCCACGCCGGCCGUCACGUAGCUGUGCUAUGGUUGUCUUGGUGGGUAUUUCCCCCGAGCUGACUUUAAAUAUUUGAUGCUUUAAAAAAUGCCGAACCACUUGCCGCUCUCUCUGAUGAAGCCGCCUGCGUUUCAAGGGAUCCCAGCUGGGAGGAAUCGGCUUCAAAGCCGUGCUCUGUAGAGACGGCUGGUGCAGGGAGGGUGGCGAAGCCGCUGCUCUGCACCCGGUUGUGCCGGUUGUGGUCCCCGGUGCGGGGAAUGCCGGGCAGCAGAGCAAAGCAGAGCCCCCUCCUGCUUCGCCCCCCGGGUGGCGUGUGCUGGCACGGCGCCGCAACGGCUCGCGCUGCCAGCGUGGCAGGGAAACGUUUACAUGCAAAUAGAGACAUAUUUUUGACGAACAUAGUUUUAAAACUCCUAAGAAUGGCUGUAUGCUGUCCUUUGCUGAUUUUCUUAGAAUGUUUUUUAAUUACUUGGCGGGCCUUUGUCCUAGGAGACCCUCUGGUCGGGUCCAUGUUCUCCCACCUUCUGCUCGCUAACGAAACGCAGGGUGGGCCUGCUGCAGGCACCGCCACGGAGAACAUCGCACUGGGGGCCUUGCUGCGGAAAUCCUUGCUAGCUCUUGCCGGCUCCGGCUGAGGGGGGAGACCUGGGAUGUCCCCAGGGAAUGGCAGCCGCCCCAAGGAGCCCCUCUGCAGGAAGGGGGGGCUCAAAACGCAGGCUUCCCCCCUGCUGUUGGCUUGCACCAAUCCCUGGCUGUAGGGAUUUUGCUGAUAGCUUCCUGGCUGUUGGGGGGAGACGUGGCAGUCCUUCCAGUUGGGGUUUUGGGAAGGGACCCUGCGGCUGGGGGGGAUCUGUGGCACGGGGGGGCUGCCAGCCUGGCGGAUGCUGCGCCCGGAGCCGCAUCGCUGGGUCCAGCCCGCGUGUUCGGAGAGCGUGCAUUAGCAGCGCGGCGAAACGACUCUUUUCUUAGCACUAACCUGGUUUGAAACACGGUCCUUUUUCUUGUUAAAGCCUGCGCUAGCCGCUGUGUCUGGUUUUGUACACAAAUUAAAUCAACGCGAGCCUGUUUUGUAUGAUGGUGAUGUUUGCAGCUCUGGGUUUCUCGUGCCGAGAUGUUCUGUGGUAGCCCUGGAUAUCCAGCUCGUGCUUCCCUUUCACAUCUCCCCCUCGCUUGGCUCGGGGCCGUUUCAUGUUUUGUCUCGUCAAGGUCAUUUCUGGCAAUUUCCAAGACCACUUCAGCUCGCUGUGGCUGAUUACCAUUAUUCCGUUAAGUACCCGGCCAGGGUAGCAAAUGCAGGGGCUGACAGAGAGCUAAAAAACAGAACUACAAAAGCAAUUCUUCCUGGGGCUUUCAGGACCGCUUUCCGUGGGCUCCUGUCCCGCCCCUCUCAUAAAACUGUCACCCAGCCUGCUUACAAUGGCUGUCUCGCUCCGCAGCUUCGCGUCAAGGUUGGAGGACGGGCUGUGCUGCGGGAGCGGUCCAAGGCCAGCUCAGCCGGGUGCCCGGGGAUGGGCAAAGACGCUCGGGUCCCUGCCGGAGCGGGCGGGCAGCUCUCCCCGGGGAACAGGAGAAGGAGCCUUCGCUCCAGAGCUGUUCUCCGGCACCUUGGGAUGGGUCAGAACUGGCUCACUCUGCUGCUUUCUCCCUUCAUUUCGGAGCAGCUGUGAGUUUUCCCCGAGCG
Molecule: messenger RNA, 7805 nt
Organism: Egretta garzetta (little egret)
Lineage: Eukaryota; Metazoa; Chordata; Aves; Pelecaniformes; Ardeidae
Gene: CEP164
Product: centrosomal protein 164
Exons: 29
Coding region: 179-5527 (1782 amino acids)
Molecular function (GO): protein binding
Source: RefSeq, a predicted model, not a curated record